Messenger RNA from Dermacentor andersoni, 1775 nucleotides. RefSeq names its product TNF receptor-associated factor 5-like. Gene Ontology annotation, cellular component: plasma membrane signaling receptor complex; cytoplasmic side of plasma membrane. NCBI's taxonomy places the organism in Eukaryota, Metazoa, Arthropoda, Arachnida, Ixodida, Ixodidae. Gene Ontology annotation, molecular function: tumor necrosis factor receptor binding. Gene Ontology annotation, biological process: regulation of canonical NF-kappaB signal transduction. The record is from RefSeq and is a predicted model, not a curated record.
CCAAAGUGUAUGACACGACUCAGAAGCGAUAAUUUCGGUUGAAAAAGCCACCGCGCUCUUGCGCGAGCGUAGCAUUCGUGUCUGAAGACACCGCCAUGCCGCAUCAGGGAAAGGGACGAGUGCACCGUUUUCGCGACCACGUCGUCUCCGGCGUCAACUGGCGACCGACGCGGUUCGUCGACGAGGUGCCGAACUCACGUGUAUGCGGCCUCUGCCACACAAUCCCAAAACAGACGGUGCUGUUGCCGUGCUCGCACGCUCUGUGCCAAUCUUGCCACGCAGCCAGUCUCGAGGGGGGCGUUGGCCAGUGUCCAUUGGAUCAAGUGCAAUUCGAAGAAGCGGAGUGCGUUGGUUAUGAAUUCCCUGCCAGGAUAGCGAAUGCCUUGAAGGUGUACUGCUGGAACGAAGAGCACGGCUGCGAGUACACGGGCACCUUGGACCGCAUGCUGGAACACUACGAGAAGGAAUGCACGUUUCACACCGUGGAGUGUUUGCGGUGCGGCGAGGGAGUCCAGCUCAGAUACCUACCAACGCACUACGUCACCGGAUGCAGUGCCGGUGUUUCUUCCGUGGUCACGGAGUGCCCGUCCUCGGGGCUUAGAGCAGUUACACUUGAAGACGUGAACGCAGCCCUUGAAGAACUGAAGGCAAGGCUAGGGGAUGUGAGCUACGACCAGCUGCUGCCAGUGAUCCAAGGCCAGUUACAAGACCUCACAGAAAAAAUCGGAAGCCAAGAAGCAACGCUCGCCGAGAUCACUCGCGAGCUCGGAGCAUGCGAGCGCAACUUAAAGGGCGAGAUUGCUGGAAUCGGCGCCACGAUAACAUCGACCGCGUCGCACCAGUUCACCUUUCAGCAAAACCGGGCAGAGGAAGCCAGUGCGUCGUCGUCGUCGUUGCGCUCGGAAAUGGCGAUGGUACUUCGAAAGUUGGAACAUUUCACCAACCUGUCACUCAGUGCUCUGGAACACUUGCGACACACUUCCCUGUAGCCUGAUUGCAGCCGUGUCAUUUUUCAUUGUGAGCCGGUGAACGUUGACCAGUCAGCCAGGCAUACCCGCUCGGAUUAAAGCACUUGGGUUCAUGGUGAAACGGCCGAGUCUGGAAAACUGUGACGAAACUAUUUAUUGGCAGGGAAGGUUGCGAGUGUUUGCUCAUAUUACGGUGUGGCACAUGAGGGACACGUACUUUACGCUUGCCAUCUGAAAGACUAUUUUUUUUUCUCUACAUGUGGAGAUCGAGCGUAACGGCAUGCCGGUAGACUCUGAGUGUUGGCCGCCUUUUAGGCAAGUGAACGUGCGGGAUGACGUAAGACACAACGAAGGUUCGUUGACUUCCCAUGCCCUGCGUUUUUUGCGCGAGCGCUCAGAUGACGCAUUGGUUUCACCUCGAAUUUUCUUUGCACAUUGCCUCGCUGAAAAAUGAUGGCUACCUCCGAGACGGAACGAAAAUAUUCCGCAUGUUGCUCAGCGAUAGAGAAAUGGACAGUGGGAUCAGAGGUGCACCCUGACGUUCGUCAUCGCAGAAUAUGUACUGCAUUGCCGAAUCGUCCUUGCCACUUGCAGUUGUGUGUGUGACAUGAGCUUAGCGAAGUUUUGAAGUCCUGACUCCUAAAGAAAGUGAACAAUGUGAACUUUCUUUUUAUUUUCUAUGCUUUGUGACUGCCAACCUAUUGUUUUAAAAGGCCCCUCACCAGUUCUGGCCAUUUUUAACUGACAAGCGCAGAGUAUACAUUGCGCGAUAACAAUCGUGUCUGAAAAGUAUUACAUCGCUACGCG